UGCCAGGAUCUCAGGCACACCAAUGGCGUCCAAGCAGCAGAUUUUUCUUUUAAACUCUUGGCAAAAUUCAAGAUAGAUUGCACGCGGCAGCGUUUGCCUCCAUCGCUUUAAAUACCUUCCUCGUCUCCAGACAUCUCAAGCCAUCUGCAAGUCAAGUCUCACUAGUCACUCCUAAUCCUAAACCACAAGACACCUUGGUGUUAGAAGUGCAAUGGCGACCAGCACCAUGGCCCUCUCCUCUACGGCCUUCGCCGGCAAGGCCGUCAACGUGCCAUCGUCUCUCUUUGGCGAGGCCCGCGUGACCAUGCGCAAGACCGCGGCGAAGCCCAAGCCGGCUGCCUCCGGCAGCCCGUGGUACGGCCCAGACCGCGUGCUCUACCUCGGCCCGCUCUCCGGCGAGCCCCCGAGCUACCUGACCGGCGAGUUCCCCGGCGACUACGGCUGGGACACCGCCGGGCUCUCGGCCGACCCCGAGACCUUCGCCAAGAACCGGGAGCUGGAGGUGAUCCACUCCCGCUGGGCCAUGCUCGGCGCGCUCGGCUGCGUCUUCCCCGAGCUGCUCGCCCGCAACGGCGUCAAGUUCGGCGAGGCCGUCUGGUUCAAGGCGGGUUCCCAGAUCUUCAGCGAGGGCGGGCUUGACUACCUCGGCAACCCAAGCCUGAUCCACGCGCAGAGCAUCCUCGCCAUCUGGGCCUGCCAGGUCGUGCUCAUGGGCGCCGUCGAGGGGUACCGCGUUGCCGGCGGCCCGCUCGGCGAGGUCGUCGACCCGCUCUACCCCGGCGGCAGCUUCGACCCGCUCGGCCUCGCCGACGAUCCCGAGGCCUUCGCCGAGCUCAAGGUCAAGGAGCUCAAGAACGGCCGCCUCGCCAUGUUCUCCAUGUUCGGCUUCUUCGUGCAGGCCAUAGUCACCGGCAAGGGCCCGCUUGAGAACCUCGCCGACCAUCUCGCCGACCCCGUCAACAACAACGCCUGGGCCUACGCCACCAACUUCGUGCCCGGCAAGUGAGGGGUCGGUUCCCGAACUGUUCGAUCUGUAGGAGGUCCGGAUGUGAGCGCGCAUUGGUUUCAGUUUGUACCAUGAUAUAAAUUACUGGGUUCCAACCGAGAAGGAAAUUGCUUGCUGUGUUCGUUGUCUGAACUCGAACUGCUGCAUCGCAAAUAGGCAGUGCUAGUUAUGCCUUUGGCAACGAUUAGACGAGAAGUUCUGGUUAUGUCUACAUCAUAAGAGACGCGAAGAAAAAAAAAACUAUGAUCUGCUCUA
Panicum virgatum (switchgrass) is the source of this 1261-nucleotide messenger RNA. Its product is annotated as chlorophyll a-b binding protein M9, chloroplastic. The transcript has a single exon. The record is from RefSeq and is a predicted model, not a curated record. The coding region runs from base 212 to 1006 and encodes 264 amino acids. Gene Ontology annotation, biological process: photosynthesis, light harvesting in photosystem I; response to light stimulus. Gene Ontology annotation, cellular component: chloroplast envelope; chloroplast thylakoid membrane; plastoglobule. Lineage: Eukaryota; Viridiplantae; Streptophyta; Magnoliopsida; Poales; Poaceae.